AUGAAACCCAAACCGCGUGGCCAAGCCAUAUCACCCUCCUCUACCCCCGUUGCCGCACCACUUCCUUCUACGCUGUCGCCACCGGCAAUAUCGAACGGGCAGCAAAUGGACAGCAGUCUAGAUUCACCACCUUUAGAGCCCAAUACCAGCCCAAAUGAUACCAUAGGCCAGUUCUCGUAUGGACCUGCGACGCAAACGACAGUCGUGACAACCACGACUACGACUACAACAAAAUUUCCUCCUCUGGUACUGCGCGCACCGCGGCACUUGAAGGAGCUAGACCCGAAGUUGUAUCCCUUAGCUGCCUCCCCUACACCAAGAUCAAUUCGAAAAUUGGUCUUUGAAGUGGACGGUCAGCCCACUACCUUUCAGGAGGCGGAUGACACAUUACAGACUGUGGAACAGUUGAGAAAGCAGAAAAAGGCAUUGGCACAGUCUCAUGGCUCCCUACAAUCGGUUCGCAACAUCUCAGGCCCUUUGGGUGGCCCUCACGUGAAAAGCUCCGCAAACCCUUCCCGAACAUCUUCAACCUCCAAUCGUCCGCUCGGUUCCUUUCAACGAGCCGGUACCAAGCGAUCAGCAUCCCCUGUAUCAAUAUCAGAAGCCGCAAGACUGGCUGCUCAAGAUGGUCCGCGCAAACGCAGACUGAUAGCAGCAGAAGAUAGAACAGCUCCUUCGUCGAAUGACCGUGUCUCUAGAACAUUGCAACCUCACUUACAAAAGCUUCAAACGUCUACUCCGAUGUCCCCUGAUUUGGGAGCUAAUGCGAUUACACAACUCCAGCAAACACCGGAAUGGGAUACACAGAUCCCCCGUCCGCUAGAUAUGGAAGUGCAGAGAUCUGCAGCCUCUUCAAGUACCUUCGAGAAUGGGGGAUUUGAAAACGAAGCUCAGAUUUUGAGUCCUAAAUCAGAUGACGGGAGGAGCGAGGCGGAUGAAACAGCGUUUGAUCGGCAAUCUUACAGCUUUGCAGAUUCUGAUUUAUCCUCUUUUCGGAGUACCCAAAGCUCGAGAGCGAUGAUGACUCCAGGCAUGGAGCGAAACAGUGUACAAGCUCAUCAUAAUCCACACCGUCGCUCCUUCAGAGAACCAUCUCGUGUACAAUGCUGGCCCCGUCCUCAAGCAUUGGAUACUACAGCAACACAAGAUGCCAGUCUACCAAGUCCAAGUCUUUCGCCAAUCACUGCCUCGACGACUCUUGAAGGACGUCUGUCUCACACCAAAUCUCGGCUGCCAAACUCACGCCAAAAGCGUUCGACCGAUGCUCAGCUCAGCCGACAGCGAGAAUAUGACCAAAAUGCUCUCAAGAUCACAAACGUGGAGCGUGCCACAUCCACCCCUCAAGCCCAAUGGAUUUCCGACUCAGCAAAACGGGAACAACAUCUGACUCCAAGAGAAGACGUUGAUCGUUCGCUCAUGUGUAUUCCACAACUCGUUGACGAUUUCGAAGCGAUGCCGGAGGAAAUCAAACAAUAUGUGAUUUAUCAGCUUCUCAGGAGGAGCUCUAAGCCAGUGCUGCACUUUGUUGCGGGGGUGGUCAAUCCAGCACUGAAAGUCGAUUUUUUCAAGCAUCUUCCACUUGAGCUUUCCGAAGUCAUUCUUGGUCAUCUUGACAUCAAGUCUUUGAGCUCCGCUGCCCAGGUAUCCAAGCGAUGGCGACAAUCCGUCGACAUGUCCGAAAAGGUAUGGAAACGUCUAUUCUACGCAAAUGGGUACACUUUGCAAGAGGGUGAGCUCGCCAGAGCAAUUCGAGAAGGCUGGGGGUAUCAGACUGUGUCUAAUCCACGGGAAGCCGAACAAGAUCUUAGUCUCCUUGUCGCAGCUUCUUCAGACAUCGAAUCUUCUACAGUAGUGAGUUUGCAGGAUAGUGCACAUCAACCACACCGCUCCAAGAGGAAGGGUAAGGCAAAAGGCAAAAGCGCCAGCAAGCCUUCACGCAGGAGAAAACAGGUGCCACUGUUUGACUCGCCUGAUAUUGAUGAAAACGCCUUCCUUAUCGUGAAGUCCGCAACUGAUGGGCCUUAUGCUGCUGCCAGUGCUGCCGCAGCAGCAAUCUCCCUCCCGCACUCUAAUGUGCACCUCUGGAAGUCAAUCUACAUGCGACACCAUAUCAUACGGAAAACAUGGCUGCAAGACGAGGUCGCACCAAGACAUAUAGCUUUCAGAGCUCAUCAACGGCAUGUUGUUACAUGCUUACAGUUCGAUUCUGAAAAGAUUCUUACCGGAAGCGAUGACGCUAAUAUUAAUGUCUAUGAUACACAGACUGGAGCUUUGAGAGCUAAGCUGGAAGGUCACGAGGGAGGUGUUUGGGCCUUGCAAUAUGAGGGAAAUGUCCUCGUUUCUGGCUCCACGGAUCGGUCUGUAAGGGUUUGGGACAUCGAACGUGGGAUCUGUACGCACACUUUUCAAGGACAUACCUCUACUGUUCGCUGCCUCCAGAUAUUGUUGCCACCUCCGGAUGGUAGAGGUAUGGAUGGUCGUCCUGUGCUUCUACCUAAGACACCGCUGGUCAUUACCGGUUCUCGGGAUUCUCAUCUGCGUGUAUGGAAGCUCCCCAAGCCGGGAGAUGAGCACCAUCACCAGGCUGGCCCAGCGCAGGACGAGAGCACAGAAUGCCCUUUCUACGUGCGGACUCUCACAGGGCAUCAUCAUUCUGUGCGCGCGAUAGCUGCCUAUGGCGACACUCUAGUAAGCGGCAGCUAUGAUUGCAGUGUUCGCGUAUGGAGAAUAUCUACUGGCGAGACUAUGCACCGUCUCCAAGGUCACUCUCAAAAGGUUUACAGUGUCGUUCUAGACACCAAGCGUAAUAGGUGUAUUAGUGGUUCUAUGGAUAACGUGGUCAAGGUGUGGUCUUUGGAGACUGGCAUGUCGCUAUUUAAUCUAGAGGGCCACUCGUCACUCGUUGGAUUACUUGAUCUGCAGCAAGAUCGUCUAGUAUCUGCAGCUGCAGAUUCAACCCUUCGAAUAUGGGAUCCUGAAAAUGGGCAAUGCAAGAGCACGUUAAGUGCCCACACGGGGGCCAUUACCUGUUUCCAGCACGACGGCCAGAAGGUCAUAUCUGGCUCUGACCGCACGCUUAAGAUGUGGAAUGUCGCGAGUGGCGGAUUUGUGAAAGACUUGCUCACUGACCUGAGCGGAGUAUGGCAAGUCAAGUUCAAUGAGCGUCGAUGCGUCGCCGCUGUUCAACGUAACAAUUUCACAUUUAUUGAAGUUCUUGAUUUUGGCGCCGCUCGAGAUGGCGUAUCAGAACACAAACGGGGCAAACGCAUACUUGUUGAUGCAGAGGGUCGCGAAAUCAUCGAUCCACACGAUACUAAUCUCGAGGUUGACUUUAUGGAUGCUAAUUAA
Bacidia gigantensis is the source of this 3348-nucleotide messenger RNA. RefSeq lists its product as uncharacterized. Gene Ontology annotation, biological process: ubiquitin recycling; proteasome-mediated ubiquitin-dependent protein catabolic process. Lineage: Eukaryota; Fungi; Ascomycota; Lecanoromycetes; Lecanorales; Ramalinaceae. The record is from RefSeq and is a predicted model, not a curated record. Gene Ontology annotation, cellular component: cytoplasm; nucleus. The transcript has 3 exons. The coding region runs from base 1 to 3348 and encodes 1115 amino acids. Gene Ontology annotation, molecular function: ubiquitin binding.